Sinocyclocheilus grahami is the source of this 1119-nucleotide messenger RNA. RefSeq names its product dendritic cell-specific transmembrane protein-like. The coding region runs from base 1 to 1119 and encodes 372 amino acids. The transcript has 2 exons. Lineage: Eukaryota; Metazoa; Chordata; Actinopteri; Cypriniformes; Cyprinidae. The record is from RefSeq and is a predicted model, not a curated record. Gene Ontology annotation, cellular component: membrane.
AUGAUGAUUCAAGCUAAUGGGACGAUGAUGAUUCAAGCUAAACUGCAUCAACUGGCAGAAGGACUACGACGGGUCUGGUCCAGAAUAUGUGGUCUCUACACGACCAGCACCACAAAAAGCUGGAAGGAAAAACUUCUCCUCCUGCUGACCUGUUUUACCACCAGCCUCAUUCUGAGCACCUUCCUCUUUCUCAUCCUCCACUUUUCCUUCAAAUGUGCUCAGGAGGUCUCGCUUCCCUUUACUUGUGUUUUUUGUAUAAGCGUAACACCAGCCAUGUAUUUCUCAGAAAGGAUUCGCUGUUUUGGAGCCUUGAUUUUGAUCUCAAUGGGUGUGAAACAAGUGAAGAGACUUCUUCUCACUUUAGGAACCAGUUCAGUGAUUUUCUUCAACAUCCAGAACAUGUCGCGGAACAUGAGGCUCCUUGCAAAAGGCCUCCUCUGCAACUUGGAGGAAAAGUUAUUGGAUAUUAAUACAGAACCCCUCGGGAAUUAUAUCAAAAUGCUGAAGUGGGUGGGAAAGCAACUUAAAAAUUACUUUACAAGCUUUCAGUUAGUGAGUUACCAUGCAGAUUUCAAACUAAAAGCAAAGGUGGACUCGCAAGACUUCAAAAUGUACCUCACCGAGGCAGAACAGGUUUUAAACCAGACCACGCAAAAUUUGUUAGCACUGACCAACACUUUGUCUUCAAUAGGAAAGAUAUUGUCUCCAACAUUAGGUCUUUUACUUCUUGUACUCCUCACUGCUCUAUACCUGAGAAGAUUCCACGUAGACAAAAGAUACAACAACCAAUACAUCACAAAAACUUUCCGUUGUUUUGACGAGCGGCAAAGGGAAAUGGGAAAACCGUAUGUCCUUCCGCUGACCAAAAACGAAUCGGAACUUUAUGUAGUGACUCCAUCCAUUCGUCCGACGGGUCGGCGGUGGAAAGCCAUGAUCAAGUUCAGUCUUCCCAUAUUCACUCACUGUCUCACCUGGCUGGUGUUUAUCAGUCUAGACGCCCUGAUUUACUGGCUUAUUGUAGUUCUGAGCAAGCGACUCGGGGAACUGGAGCCACUUCGUGUUCCUGUGGGAAUAAAAGUUCAGGUAACCUCAGAUAUUUUUCGUAUAAAAGCACAGUAG